Microdochium trichocladiopsis is the source of this 684-nucleotide messenger RNA. RefSeq lists its product as uncharacterized. The record is from RefSeq and is a predicted model, not a curated record. Bases 1 to 684 code for a protein of 227 amino acids. The transcript has a single exon. NCBI's taxonomy places the organism in Eukaryota, Fungi, Ascomycota, Sordariomycetes, Xylariales, Microdochiaceae.
AUGGCCCACGACAAGGCCCUGGUCAGCGUCAACGGCGCGUCACUGUCCAAGCCGCUGACUCUCUCGGCUCAGCCUAAGACGGACACAUCUCGCAAAGGUGGCGACCCGAAGAAGCCGGCAAUUCGCUUCGAGUCUCCGAUCCUGCGCGUAGCACAUCCGACCUCUUCUUUUCGACGAACCAGACUCACUUUCAAGCCUGUGGGUGGAACUCAGCACAACUACGACCAGGCAGGAUACAUGUUUGUAUGGCCUCAUCCAGACCUGCCGAAUCCGGAUGCCGAGCAUCCGGGGACUACAGAGACCGGCCCUUUCUACGUCAAGGUCGGCAUCGAGGUCAUUUCCGGCACGCCGUUCGCUACUUGUCUCGCGAACAAUGGACAGCUGGACUUCAGCGCGAUCCCGCUGGCCCCCGGCACAGAAGGCGACGAGAUCACCUAUGAGGUUAUGCGGUACAACGGUAGUCUCCUCGUGCUGCUGGUCAGAAAGGGAGACGAUGGGCAGGAAACACCGAUACCCGUGCGGAUGAUCGAUUGGUGCCUCCAGGAGAACACAGAGCGGCCAAAUAUGUGGGUGGGCGUGCAUGCCUGUCGUCCUGAUUGGAACGAUGAGGCCUCGGGGCCGUUGGAGGUUCAAAUUACACACUUCGAGGUCGAGGACGAGCACGGCGCCACUCAAUAUGCAUAA